AUGGAGCGCCUCCUCGUCGGCCGGGGCGCGUCGUACCGGGGGGCAGCGGCGGCGCCGUCCUCCUCCUCUUGGGUCUUCUUCGCGUGUCUUUUCUUUCUCGCGUGUUUCUUCGUUCUGUUGGGGAAAGGUGCGGAAAAACUCGAAUCUUUCGCCAUCGAAACGACGGGAAGAGACGAGUCGGUGGUCGAAUACAACUCGGUGUUGGCGAGAGCGCACGGGACGGACGCGCCGAGGAUUUUUUCCGGCGGUGGCGUCGUGGAUAAAAUAAAAGAGGCGAGGGAGACGUUUUGGAAAUCGGUUUUCGUGAUGACGAGAGGGAAAGAGGAGGAAGAGGAGGAGGAGGAGAGCAUCGAUGGAAUAUCCAAGAAGAAGGUAAUGAGACAACAACAACAAGACGAGGAUUUCGAUGAAGAGGAAGAAUCCGCGACGAACGCGGACGAUCCUUCGCUUAUGAAAGCAGAGUUGCCGAAAUCGUACGAGAAGGCGUUGCGGAAAGACAUCGAGAAGAUGUUGCGAAAGAUGCCAAAGUUUACGAACAAGACGCUGAAGUCGUCGUCUGCAGGAUGUUUAAGAGACGACGCGUACUCGAAGAGUAAUAGUUUUGGGGGUGGUGGCGUGACGAGCGCGAACGUGCCAACGUUGGAGAUAUUUCCGAAUGCGAACGCGAGGAGUUGGCCGGGGGUAAAUACGGACGUGGACUUUCACGACGGCAAAUUGGACGAAGUUUUAGGCAUCGCCGCUUCGGCGAGCGCGAGGAGCGGCUUUUUUAGAACCGAGGAGGAUGAGAAAACAAACGCACUUCCGACGUGGUAUACGCACGAAAACGGUGACGGAUAUGCGUUUGGGCAGUUGGAAGAAGUGAAUAAUGACGCGAUUGGAUCGUGCGCGAGGAAGAUUUCGGCGGCCAAAGCGGUCGAGGUGCACAAGAAAGAAACGGUAUCGCAACGAAACGCGGUAAAAGCGAACGAUUUUCACGACAAGAAUGUUCACGAAACAAGCGGCGGCGACGAGAAUAGCGAAAGUAGGAAAGUGCAGCGACUAAAGCGGAUUGAAAAUUUAGCGAACGACCCGUGGUUCAUGUUCGUCGGCGACUCGACGACCAGACACCAGUGGAAGACGUUACUAAACACGUUGAGAGAUCAAGGCUAUCGAGUCGCGGCUUCGAGCGUAAAGUGGAAGAAACCGGCGGACAUGGGGAAGAAAGGCGUGGACCCGUCAAAAGAGGCUUUAAAAAAUCGCAAGCGAGACCAGGACGUUAUUCUCAUCGAUAGGAAGGACUACGAUAACGUCCUCGUUUUGAGUUUACGAUUUUUAGUGGGAAACCACGUGGUAAAAGCGGCGGCGACGUGCGCCGAUUUCGUCUUAAACCACGACUACGUCGAAGAUAGAUGGCCGGUGCCAGAGUUUACCGCUGUAAACGACGCAAACUUUGAGCAACAGACGACAGAAAAUGAACACUUUGGUCUCGGCGACCACGAGGCAAAGUUCGCGACGCAAGCGCGUUCACUUUUACGCGGUCGCAUGCCGGCAGGAACGCAACCGAGCGUCAUAGUUUUGAACAGUGGCUUAUGGGAACUUCCUUCGAUGAUUCGUGAACGUCAGUCGGAGUUUCCUUUGAAAAUGGGUGGUCGACGAAACCGCGCGCAUCUUCAACCAAAAUUUACGGAGUACGAAUCCGAAAUGUUUUACGCCAGUAGGCUGUCGCAACUCAUGCGCGUAUUUUCGCCAUCCGUGUGCGGUUUUUCCAACACACUUUUGUGGAGGUCCACGUUUAACUCGCAAAAGAAACACAAAUCAAACGGCGAGUACGUCGCGAGAUUUCACGAGCACGCUAUGUGCGAAGCGAGGAAGAACGGCGUAAAAGUUAUCGACGGGUACGCCAUUCACAACAAACUCGGGAACCCAAACAAGAUGAUUUUAACCGCGAAAGUUCCCAAAGAAGACAAAGUUCACCCAUCCGACGACACGCAAAGAGUAGUGAACCAAGCGAUGCUUUCGUUUUUGUGUCCCAUCAAUACGGAAGAAUAA
Molecule: messenger RNA, 2028 nt
Organism: Bathycoccus prasinos
Lineage: Eukaryota; Viridiplantae; Chlorophyta; Mamiellophyceae; Mamiellales; Bathycoccaceae
Exons: 1
Coding region: 1-2028 (675 amino acids)
Source: RefSeq, a predicted model, not a curated record